AUGGCUUUCCUUGGUGAAUUUCCGUGGCUAAAUUUUUAUGUUGCUUUUGCGGCAUUAAUGUUACAAGCAAUCUUUGUGAAUGCUGAUGAUAUCUAUCUAGAGUGGCAAGUAAAUAUUGACACCACCAUCAAACCUGUUUUAAUUGAUCAACCGGUCAUAACGAUUAAUGGGAUGUUUCCUGGGCCUCUUAUUAAUGCGACUACCAACGACAUUAUACAUGUUAAUGUAUUCAAUAACAUGGAUGAACCUCUUUUGAUCACCUGUUUCAGGAAUGGUAUACAACAAAGGCUCAACUCAUGGCAAGAUGGAGUGUCUGGUACGAACUGUCCGAUCCGACCCGGUUCUAGUUGGACUUAUGUAUUCACUGUAAAAGACCAAAUUGGCACCUUUUCUUACUUCCCCUCCAUCAACUUCCACAAGGCUGGUGGAGCUUUUGGCCCGAUCAGAGUCAAUCCACGGGUCAUAAUCCCAACUCCAUUUCCUAAACCACAUGGCGAGUUUGAUCUUCUUAUUGGAGAUUGGUACAACAACAGUUUUAAGGUACCACCACACAAACACUAUUGUAGUAUUGUAUCACGAUCGUCACAUUUUAUUUUCCCUAAAAUACGCAUGAAUUCUGAUAUCCGCUCGUCUUUGAACAAAUCGCUACUUCACCUACACCCGGACACAAUGCUCAUGAAUGGAAAUAGCCGUUACCCGCAAACAAAUCGAACCAUUGUUGUUGAGCAAGGGCACUUUUGUUAUCGUAAGAGGACUACACAGACAUUUUAUGACUAUUUUCAUGAUAAGAAUGAGAAAAACAUUCAUUGGUCUUUGUAUUCUUGUUCUGCCUCUCUACAACAAUUUUUUAAAUACACAGGUGAAACAUAUCUCAUAAGAAUAUCAAACGUUGGAACGGAACGGAGUAUCAAUUUCAGGAUCCAAAACCAUCCAAUGCUACUAGUUGAGACGGAGGGGUCAUAUAUAAGCCAAAUAAUAUUAGAUACGCUUGAUAUACAUGUAGGCCAAUCAUACUCCGUUUUGGUGACAACAAACCAACCCAAAGCUGACUAUUACAUGGUGGCAAGCCCUAAAAUGGUUAACACACCUGAAUCUAGCCAACUAAUCGGUGUUGGGGUGUUACAUUAUGACGACUCCACCACACCAGUCCAAGGUCCAUUACCUCGAGGACCUGAUCCAUUCGACCUUAACUUUUCAAUCAAUCAAGCAAAGUCAAUCAGGUGGAACUUGACGGCAGGGGCAGCAAGGCCAAACCCACAAGGAACAUUCAACGUAUCGAAUGUCACAUUAUCCCAAACGUUUAUUCUCCAAGGAUCAUUAGACGAAAUCAAUGGCAGUGCUCGUUACGCUGUUAACAAUGUGUCAUAUCGUGUUCCGGAUACUGCAUUGAAACUAGCGGAUUACUAUAAGAAUGGAACGGGAACUUACAAACUUGAUGCGUACUCGGCUAAUUCAUCUAACCCUGUUGCUAUUGAUGGUACUUUCGUUGUUUCUGGGGUUCACAACGGAUGGCUUGAAAUUGUGUUCAAGAACGAUAUGCUAGUUAUUGAUACAUGGCAUUUGGAUGGUUUCGGAUUCUAUGUUGUGGGGUUUGGUGCUGGAGAUUGGACUCCGAACAUGCGAUCAACGUACAAUCUUUAUGAUCCAGUAGUUCGAUCAACUGUUCAGGUUUACCCGGGAGGAUGGACGGCGGUUUAUGCAUACUUAGACAAUCCCGGAAUGUGGAACUUACGUUCACAGGUGUUGAAGCAUUGGUACUUGGGUCAAGAGCUCUACAUUCGGGUCUAUGACCCUGAUCCUAAUCCUGCUAAAGAACGACAACCACCAUCCAACAUUCUCUUUUGUGGAUCUGUUAUUCCUCCACCUGUGCCAACACCAACACCACCGACACCAGUGCCAGUUCCACCUGGUCCAAAGCCUUCCCCCUCCACCACGCUAACCAUAAACUGGUUUUCUAUUCUAUUGAUUUUUGUAUUUGCACUCCUUUAAAAGUAAAUGGGCAUUUGAUCGAAUGAUGGAAAAUUCACUGAGUGACUUCAAUAAGGUUAACUGAAGAUACGGUGUUUGAAUUUUGAUAUUAUUAUUUUUGACAAAAAGUGUCUUGUAUAUUUGAGAAAUUAUUGCCAUUGAGUAGAAACUAUGUUUAAUUACUCAAGCUCACUAGAACUAUAAAAGUAGCCAAGUUAAAGAUUGAAAAGUGUGAGGCUAAAGCUAUUAAUUAUACAUGGCAAAUCCAAGCAUAAUCCUUAA
Lactuca sativa (garden lettuce) is the source of this 2250-nucleotide messenger RNA. NCBI's taxonomy places the organism in Eukaryota, Viridiplantae, Streptophyta, Magnoliopsida, Asterales, Asteraceae. The record is from RefSeq and is a predicted model, not a curated record.